Molecule: messenger RNA, 7228 nt
Organism: Dimorphilus gyrociliatus
Lineage: Eukaryota; Metazoa; Annelida; Polychaeta; Dinophilidae
Source: the annotation of a GenBank genome assembly
CAUGACCGAAGUGUUUAAUUUAUAUGGAUUUGAGGAGGAAGAGACAAAAUCUUCAGAUAUUUACAUGGCUUUUGGAGAUUACGUAUGCCUGUACUGUGACCAAACAAAUGGAUAUGUAUAUAGCGAUAGAACUAGAACAAAUGGAAGUGGCCUAUUCACCUAUCAUAAUCAAGAAAAGGAUUGCCCUCAAGGACUUGAUAAUAUUCAAGCCAUCACCUUUCAGUUAUUCACUCCAAAUCGAUAUAAAUUUAACAAAAAGUAUCGAAAGCUUAAAGCGGAAGGAGAGACAGAUAAAGUAUUGGCAAGUGCAAGAAUCGGAGCAAAUGCGGAAACUAAAGAUAAUUUACUUGAUCAACAAAGAGUUAAAGGAAAAUUGAUUAAAUAUGGUGAAAUUGUUCAGCUUCGCCAUGCUUUCUCGUCGAAAUUUAUUCAUGUUAGUAAAACGGAUAAUAGUACUAUUGAAAAGAAUAGAAUGCUUGUCACAUUGGAAGAUUAUAAUGCUAAAACUGCUCAAUUUCGUAUAUUACCUAGAUGUAAAGUAAAGACUGAAGGAGAUAAAGUUGAAUUUAAGGAUGAAAUACUAUUUGAAAGUGUUAAGAUGUAUGGUUCCUAUUUACACGUUAGCUAUUUACAUAACAUCGAUAAUUUUACAAGAGGGUCUGAAGUAAACUUGGGAGUAGAUUAUACUUAUUUUAGCAUAAAGCUUCAUUUUAGGCCUAGCGAAAAAAAUGAAAAAUAUCUUCGAGGUGGGGAUAUUGUAAGAUUCUAUCAUAAAGAUUUGGAAGCUUAUCUAUGCGCUGAAGGAGUCUUUGGUGAAUCUGAAGGGGAGGAUGUUCAUUUUAGAGUUCGUUCAAUGGAUCAAUUGGAUUAUAGAACACUUUAUCCACCGAUAUCUGGAAUAGUUUAUUGGCAAAUUGAAAAUGUUAAUUGUACAGUAAGCGGUGAAGGACUUAAAUGGGAAGAACAAAUUCGAUUAAGACAUUCAAGUACUCGUAAAUAUCUGAUGGUUUCGGAAGAAAAAAAAGCAUCGUUGACGGAUAACUCGAAUGAUUCGCGUACAAUUUUUGUCUUUCAUAAUUUAGGAGAGACUUGCUAUACUGAAGAGAUUGAAAAAACUGAUACUAUACGAAUAGAGCAUGUUGUUACUGGUUUUUGGUUGCACGGACAAACAGGUGACUUUUAUGAAAGGCAAACAAUUAAAACUGAAGGCGUUAGUCUAGCAUCUUUAAGUUGGGAUAAUGCUGAUUUAAUUCGGGCAACAGCAACGGAUUUAGCCUUAUAUCCAGAUGCCUUUGUUAUUCAAGAUAUACAGGAUAAAGAUAUUCAAAAUUUCAAUUACGUGGCUGGUUUAAUACCUUUCUUUCGAGAUAUUGCUGAACAGAGAAGAAAACAUGCGGUAUGGAAAAUGAAAGAUCAAAAAUUUUUAUGUGAAGCUUUAACGGAACUUGAAAAUUUUUUAAUCGUUGAUGGACAACCAUCAAAAAAUCGACAAAAAUUAUUGCGUAACACCAAAUUGCUCGAUUUACUUGUAAAGAUUUUAAAAUUUCCAUACGAGGGUAUGAAAGAUGCUAAACACCUUUUGGCCAUUUUUGUUCAAAUCUAUAAUGUUCUUCGAGUCUAUACGGAAGGUAAAAGCAAGAAAAAUUCAAUAUAUUGCGCAAGAUAUAUUGAUAUUUUCACUGAACAUUUAUCACUUGAGGGUGAAAUAAGUGAAACGGCUUGUCUUGUUUUGAUCAAUUUGUUUCGGGACAAUAGGAAAAUCAUUGAUAGAAUUGAUAAAGAAAGAAUAAUCCAUUUUAUAGCCCUAUUGCAUAAAGACAAGAAUCAUCGAAUGUUGGAGUUAUUAGGAACUUUAUCUGUUUGUAAUGAAAUUGCUAUGACAAAAAAUCAAAAUUUAAUUGCUGAGCAAUUGUUUGUUGUUCAUAAAUCAUCUAUGUUCCACCUAUCCACAUCCCAAGAUAUUAAUGAACCAUAUACAGAUUUCUUAUACGUUUCUGUUGAUGAUAGUAAAACUUGGAUAGCUCUUCACAAAUUUCUUUUUAAGAGCAGCAAUGAAUACGACGAAAGAAAGUACUCGUUUCUACAACAGCAAUUAAAGCUUUACAAAGAGCUUUGCUACGGAAUAAAUUCCUAUACUAUAAAUAUAGUUACAAAGACUAAAGGGCUGUUUACGUGGGAAACUGCAUUUGUUGGUUUAAAAUCAGAGAUAAUACCGGAUGCACUAAGGGCAAUUAUUUGCGAUUUAUUAAUAGAUCUAUUUGUGGAUUUAGGAGGGAAUGAUAAUAUGAUUCUUUUAGAAUCGAAUAAUUUUGUGUAUGAUGAAGUUCAUAUGGAUUCCGCUUAUAUCGAUUCAUCGAAGGUAGCAAAAGAUAUGGAUAGUGAUUUUCCCUCAUUACAUGUUUGGAUAAGACAAUUUUUUAAGCAUUAUUAUUAUCUCACUGCAAAUCAAUGUGGACGAAGUCUACUUAUAGAAAAAGUUUUAAGGCUGGUAACUUACCUAAUAAUGUACGGUUUUAUGGGUUCGAAUGAAGAUAUUAAUGAGCUUAUGGAACCAGUUUUAAGUAUUGUCUCAGGCUUCUGUGACAAACCUUUUGCGCCGGAUAAUAGAAAUUAUUACAGUAGAUAUACAAGAGGUGUGGUAUACGAAUAUCAAUUAUACAAGAGAUAUGAAAAAUGUAAAGAGACUGACGCUAUUGUUUCUGCAAAAAUACAAGGCCUCGAAUUAUUGGAACUUUUACUAACUAGCCAAUUUAAUGGAAAGGUCAAGUUCCUAAUCGCUUUAUUCAAAGAUACUGAGAAUAAAAUAAAAAAUGGAGCUCAUCGGCACAAACUAAAACCUUUAUUGGAAAAUAGUUUUGAUGCUAAUCAAUUUUGGGAGAAAUCUUAUUUGAGAAAAGCAGCUUCUGAUGUAAUACGUAAAAUUGACAAACAAAAUAACUUCUUAGAGUCAAAAUUACCAAAAAUUCUUUUAGAUUUAACAAAAUACGAAGCAGACGAUCUUUUAAUUAAAUCACUUUCAGUAUUGAAUAGAUUUUAUUCAUCCAAAUUUAAUCUAUUCGAUACAACAUCAAGGUCACUUGUUCUCUGUUCAGUACAUUCUACUACUCUUCAUAGAGAAGUUUUAGUAAGCGUUCUAAGGCUUAAGCAUCUCUUCCAAUCUCAAUUGAAUGAAGAAAAUUCCAAAGAAAUAGUUAAAAUAUUACUUAGAUACAAAGAAAUAUGCCAUGAAGUUGAUAACGAACACGUACCUUUUAAAAUUGGACAAAAUAUUCUUGUAAAUAACGGAGUUCUAACUGAUGUUAAGAAUAUCAUUACUCAAGAAGUUGACAAAAGCUUUGAAAUUCAACAUAAUCUUGCUACUAUGACUAUUCGAGCUGCAUUGACAUGUUUAAGAUAUAUGACGAAUCGUAAUGAAUACGUUCAGAGUUAUGUAUUUGCUAAGUUAGAAGAUAUUCUAAAGUGUUCAUACAACGGUUCCGAACUUGCUCUAUUGAUAAGCGAAGUUUUUAAGAACAAUUUGCUCCACUGUUUAAGAAUAACUCCAAAUCAAAUUUCAAAGAUUAUAAAGAUGACUGCCAAUAAUCAAGAAAGGGCACCAGAAUUUCUCUUAUUAUUAUCUAAUCUAGUGAAAGAUGAGAUGAGUGGAAUAGUUGUAUCGAGAAAUAAAUUAAUUGUAGCGCAAGUUUUAAUGGAGAAUUACCAAAAAGUCGCUUAUACAAUGGAAUGGAAAGCAAAGAAGAGUUCUGCCGUCGAAAGUGGAGCUGACGAAUUGACGCAUAAUGAAAAGUUUUGGAAGCAUAUUAUGGCUAUUUUAACUAUUAUCAAUAGGUUAAUUGAUAAUUUAGACCUAUCUAUUUUUACAGAAUCAGAGUUUUCUAGUUCAACUCCUAUUAAAAGACAUUUAUCGCCUCCAAAUUCAGAAGCCGUCAGUGAGAUAUAUAAUUCAGAACAAGGCCCUAGCGAUGUUUUUAACUAUUUAUUUAAUGGUGGCUUUGAACUGUUACAAUCCUUUAUAUCCAAAUUUUAUAAAGCAAAGACAGCAUUACCAAUUGAACAAAGAGUAAUAAGAAAACUGACAGAAAGUUUUCAAACUCUAUAUGGUGUUAUUAUGAACGAAGCAAAGAAAGUAUCCCAUCUGUUGGAUUAUUGUACAUUCUUACAAAUCCUUCUAGUUAAAACUGGGCAUGAUCCAACGGUUCUUUCUAAUUGUAAUUCUGACGAAGAGAAAUUUAAUGAGAUGCUAUUAAAGUUUACUAAUAAUUUAAUGGUUUUCGUUGAGGGAAGGAAUACUGUACAAGAUCAAUUGGGAUUAAAUAGAGUGGAAGCUUACAAUCAUCCCGAUUUGGUAAUGUAUUUACCGUUAGGCUCGGAAUUUCAAGAACAUGUUAUGCUAUUUCGAAAACAUGGCUCGAAAAAAGGAGCAUUUGUCCAAUAUGCUCAAGCUCAGAAAUUAAUAGAAUAUCUAAAAAUUACUGGAAAGAAAUACAUUACUAUCGCUCCAAAAGAAAUAGAAGUUUUAGAUAAAAGAUGCCUUCAAAUUCUGAGGGCAAUAGUUUAUAAUGAAAUACUUUUAUUGACAGGAAAUUGGGGAGAAAGAAAAGAAGAGUUUAGAGAAAAUUUAGAUAAGAUUCGCAGUAUUCAAUUGGUUUUUUGCCAAUUUGGAAUUGUUCCCUGCCUAAUUUGUCUACUUAGCAGACAAAGUGAUCAAAUUCGUAAAGAAGUUUUAGCUUUGAUAGAUGUCCUUCUUUUUAAUGCACCGAAAGAAGUUCAAGACGAAAUAUUAAAGUAUUUUGAGAGCACAAAGGAAGAACCAAUUUUCUUUGUUCUAAGGAAUUAUCUAUCAUUUGGAAGUACAGUUAUUAAGGAAAGACGAGCAAUGGAAAAGCAACUUGCCGAAAGGGAAAAGAAAUUGAAAACUGUUGAAAGGAAGAAAGUUUUAACAAAGGAAGAAGAAAUGGAAGAAAGAAAAACAAUUGAGAAGCAUCUUGUUAAAAUGGCUCUUCGUAAAAAUUCUCUGCCUUUAAUUAGCUUUACAAGAUCAGUACUAGCUGAUCAUGUUCUAAAAGGCUACAAAAAAGAGAUAAAGGAGAUCGAUACUGAAGAAGGCGGAUUUUAUGUACCUGCUGCAAGCCUAAAUCAAACUCCUAAUAAUUUAAGCAAAUUUAAAGAAGAUGGCACGAUUGCAUUAGUCCUAAGAGUUCUAGCUGGAAUGUGUGAUGGACAGUAUAUACCUUUACAAUCAUACUUAUGCGAACAACCAGACAAUAUAACUUCGAUUAAUAUUGUAGCCGAAGUAGCCCAAUUCCUUGGAAUUGUUUAUAGUCGAAUUAACGAUCAAACAAUAAAAUUGGUAACUCAAUUAAUAACCUGUUUAAGGGAAAUGUGCCAAGGAUAUCAGCCAAACAGAGCCGUUAUUCUAAAUAACAAAGUUAUAGACUUUACCAAUUAUAUAUUAAGAAUGUCUGUAUUUAAAAAUUGCAAUCCAUUGGAUGUUAUACGACUAAGACAGGAAAUAGCGAGUUUAAUUACAGCAUUAACUGAAGAAAGUUCACCAGAGGCGUUCGUUUUAUCAAUGGAUAUCUCUGAUAGAAUAGAUCUCCAUGCUAUCAAAAGGGUAAUCUGUCAAAGUCAUAUGCUUAGGGUCCAAGAGAAACCCAAUUACCUUGAACUUGUUGGUGAUAAUAUUACACCCGUAAAGAAUCUAAAGAGAGAUCCUGAAAUAGAUGACAGUUUAAAGGAAUGUUCAUUCUUAUUCACUUUAGUAUUAGCGAGAUUUUUUGAUAUCGAUACAUCAUCCGAAAGUCGAUUAAACAUUGAUGAACAGGAGAAAGCCAUUCUCGAAGUGUAUAAAGGAAGUUGUCAAAGUGUUGAAAUUAUUAAAGACGAUCAUAUACAAAAAGUACAUUUUAGAGUAAAAAACAUGGGUCUACUUAGAGAAGAUUUGAAAGAAGAUAUUAAAUGGAAUAUUGAUAGAUCAAGUCCAAGCGGCAAAUUAAGAGAUUUAAUCUCUUGGACAAAGGAUAUCUUAGCUGAUAUUUCUUAUCAAAAGAAACUACUGAAUAAUAAAUUCCUGAAAUUUGUUGCCAAAAUAUCACCCUUUUGGCAAUAUUUGAUCAUACUUGUUAGUUUAACAUUGAAUAUUAUAAUGUUAAUAUCAUGGGAAGCUCCAGAACGGAGUACAGAAUCAAUACCUGUUGUUCCAAACCUAACAACAAUACCAACAACCGAAUUUCAAAGUUCGGUUUCGUAUAGCGUCUCAACGAAUACCAAUCCGGUAAUAACAACAAGAGGCGGAACCACUAUCCCAACAACCGAAGAUAUUCUAAUAGCAAAGGAGGUUAAUAAUAUUUUCAACAACUCUAACGGUACAUUUUCUUCAACUAUUGACUAUUUCACCACGGAAUCGUAUACAACUGCAACAAAUGCUACUCCACCAAUUACUUAUACCUUUGCAAACGAAAACGAGAAUCAAAAGAAGGAAGAUACGUCAAAAGGAUCAAGAAUAAUUGUUAAGAUGAUAAGCGGUCAGACUCUUUUAUAUAUAAUAUUUGCAGCUUGUUCAGCUCUGGGGACUUAUUAUUAUGGUUACUUUUUUGCUGUCCAUCUUCUAUUGAUUGUUCAAGGAAAUCAACUUCUUUUGGGAAUUAUAAGAGCAGUAACAAUGAAUGGAAAAUCACUCGUGUGGGUUGCAAUUCUAGGUUUGGUGACCAUGUAUUUAUUCGCUCUCGCCGUAUUUGCCUUCUUCCGAGAGGCUUUUGACAUAGAAGAAGAGGUCUAUUGCGAUACAUUAGCCAAAUGUUCUUACACUGUAUUAAGAUAUGGUCUUAUUGGUAAUUACGACGAGGGUUUUUACCAUCAUGUUCAUUUUGAGCACAACAUGUGGUCCUACGUUAACUACUUUAUAUAUCUUGAUGAAACUGCGGAAAAUGAUUACUCGGCAAUUGAUUUAUACGUUGUUAGAAUGUUGGAAUCGGAAAAUCUGGAAUUUUUCCCAACAGAUAGAGCUCUUUGCCUAGCAAAUUUAGAUGAAGAUAGUAAAGAAUCCAAACUUGAUAAUGUAAUUAAAGCAAUAACUGAUAUUCGAAAUGAUCAAAUUCAACAAGAAAUGAAAGAGCGAAGGCAUGAUAAAAGAUUACGAAUAAUAAAAUGGCAAGAACUCUAUAGCAGAAAUAAACAAUCAUCUAUAACUUCGUCGAGUCGGUCAGAAAAAGGAACAUCGGAUGUUUAA